This is a messenger RNA of Hansenula ciferrii, 1221 nucleotides long. It is a transcript of the gene SSF1, whose product is annotated as rRNA-binding ribosome biosynthesis protein. The record is from RefSeq and is a predicted model, not a curated record. Gene Ontology annotation, biological process: ribosomal large subunit assembly; rRNA processing. Gene Ontology annotation, cellular component: preribosome, large subunit precursor. Lineage: Eukaryota; Fungi; Ascomycota; Saccharomycetes; Phaffomycetales; Wickerhamomycetaceae. Bases 1 to 1221 code for a protein of 406 amino acids. Gene Ontology annotation, molecular function: rRNA binding. The transcript has a single exon.
AUGAAAAAUCAUUCCUUGACUCAACUUGUUAAAGAUAUGAGAAAUGUUAUGCAACCACAUACUGCUUUGAAGUUGAGGGAAAGAAAAUCAAACAAGUUGAGAGAUUUCGUCGUUAUGGCUGGUCCUUUAAAUGUUUCACAUUUAUUAGUUUUCAGUCAAUCUGAAGCAGGUACAACACAAUUAAGAUUAGGUAGAAUGUCAAGAGGUCCAACUAUAACGUUUAAAGUGGAAAAUUAUUCUCUUUGUAAAGAUGUUAGAAAGAUCUUGAGACAUCCAAAAUCUAUAACUAAAGAAUCAAAAGAAUAUUUAAAUCCUCCUUUAUUAGUACUUAAUGGUUUUACAAAUCCUCAAAAGGCUCCACCACAUGAAAAAUUAUUAAUUACAACUUUCCAAAACAUGUUCCCACCAAUUCAACCACAUUCUACAAAAGUUAAUUCAGUUAAAAGAGUACUUAUGAUAAAUAAAGAUCCAGAAACUGGUCAUAUUGAUUUACGUCAUUAUGCAAUUGAUGCUAAGCCAGUUGAAGGUUCCAAGAGUUUAAAAAAAUUAAUCAAUGCUAAACAUAAUUUACAUAAAAAAUUACCAAAUUUAGGAAAAGUAUCAGAUGUUUCAGAUCUUGUUUUAGAUCCUUAUGCUAAUGGUGCUGGGUUCACUAGUGAUUCUGAAGUUGAAGAUGAUGGUAUUGUUGAUAUUAAAGAAGAUAAUGCCUCACAAUUGUCUAAACAAAAACCAAGUAAAUCACCUGAAGCUUCCUCAUCAGCUUCCACUGGUGCUCCAGAAGAAGAACAAGCUCCAAACACUCGUAAGAAGGCUAUUAAAUUGACUGAAUUAGGUCCACGUAUGAAAUUAACAAUGACUAAAAUUGAAGAAGGUGUUUGUACAGGUAAAGUCUUAUAUCAUCAUAAUGUUAAGAAAUCAAAAGCUGAAAUGAAAGAAUUAGAAGCCAAACAUGCAGAACGUCAAAAAAUUAAAGAUGAAAGAAAAAGAAUUCAAUCUGAAAAUAUUGCAAGUAAAAAAGCUAAAAAAGAUGCAAAGAAAGAACGUCGUCAAAAACGUAAAGAAGAAAGAGAAGCUAAAGGUGAAGCUGGUGAACAAAGUGGUGAUAGUGAAAGUGAAGCUGAAGAUAAAAGUGAUGAUGAAAGUGAAGAUGAUGCUAAUGAUAUUCCUGAAGAUUUGGAUAGUGAUUUAUACAGUGAAGUUGAUGAAAUGCAUUCUGAUUAA